Molecule: messenger RNA, 390 nt
Organism: Drosophila takahashii
Lineage: Eukaryota; Metazoa; Arthropoda; Insecta; Diptera; Drosophilidae
Source: RefSeq, a predicted model, not a curated record
AAUCGCACCUAUAAAUACCUGUCCUUAAAAGUGAAGUUGCUUAAAAAACCCAUUACCAAAGUAAAGGUUAACGUGGCACUUCUGAAGCUAUUAAAUGGCUAUAAGCCGUUUCUCUAUAACCUGACAGUAGAUGCCUGCAGAUUUAUAAAAAAUCCUAAAGCUAAUCCCAUUGGUAAUUACAUUCACAGCUUCUUUAAGGAUUACUCCAACAUGAAUCAUUCCUGUCCCGUUGAUCACGAUAUUAUUCUUGAAAAACUGCCUAUAGGUCAUCCAAAUACGCAAGUAACAGAAGUUCUUCCGGUUCCUCAUGGAGACUACUUGUAUCAUUCUAACUGGUAUGCUUACGAUAACAACCGUGCCACGGUAAACGUAUAUGUCACAAUUUCUUGA